Molecule: messenger RNA, 717 nt
Organism: Ruditapes philippinarum (Manila clam)
Lineage: Eukaryota; Metazoa; Mollusca; Bivalvia; Venerida; Veneridae
Exons: 1
Coding region: 45-608 (187 amino acids)
Source: RefSeq, a predicted model, not a curated record
CAACUGUUUUAUUGUGAUCUGAAUUGUGACAUAAGAAUUCCAAAAUGUCGACAGGAUUUCGAUAUUCGUAUCGUGACAUCACAAAUCUUGAUAUCCGUCACAUCUAUAGUGGCAACAUAGUGUCCAGUGGCUAUCGCCUUCGACCACCUGUAUCCCAUGACGGAAUUAAUUACCUGGACAGAAUCCACGAAAACAUGAUACGAGCAAAGGCUUUUAAAUGGCCAGAAAAAUCAUUUGAAUAUAAUCGCAAAUAUAAAACCGUGAUGCCACGUGCGCCAGCAUUUGAGACGCUCUCCAGAAAGAAGGUAGAAAAUGUCGUGGAAAGGCUAACUAGUCCAAGUGAUACGAAUGAACCUAAAGAAGAGCAAGAGACGUCAGGAACGGAUAGUGAACCGACAGAAACUGUUGUUGCAACAGACGACAAACCUGUGACGUCAUCUGAGUCUAACAAAGCAAAGGGAAAGCAAGAUUCUGACAAAAAUGGUACCAGCAAUGUGUUUGACAGACUGUACCGCUCUAAGACUCAAAUCACUAUAUUAAGACAGCGGGAAAAGGUUGUCUUGCAACCAAAGUCAGCAACUUCAAAUAGGAAAGCUAAAAAGAAAUGAUACAGUCGGUAAAGAACGUUUUCUCAUCAACGGCGUAACUUAAGAGAUGAUACAAAAGUGACAUAUUUAUUUGUUUUGUUUUUAUUUAUCUUUUCAUUUGUAUUAAACA